Molecule: messenger RNA, 4324 nt
Organism: Cuscuta campestris
Lineage: Eukaryota; Viridiplantae; Streptophyta; Magnoliopsida; Solanales; Convolvulaceae
Source: the annotation of a GenBank genome assembly
AUCUUCCUAAUACAUAUUCCGUUCUUGGUCCGCCAUCUGAUCGGGUUAAUCCCAUCAUUGGUGCUCUCAUUGAGAGAUAUACUGUGAGAUAAGGCUGUGAGAUUAUGGCCGGACGAAGGACGAGACGUAACCCUGCUACUUCUGCCCAGUCGACGGAGCUCCAUGAUCCGGAGGAGGUUGAAAGGGAAAGGCGAGCCAUUGACAGACGCCAGGCGGAGGAAUUGGCCCGGAAUAGCAAGGUGAACGAAGGCCAGGCUAAGGAUCCAAGCCGGAUCUUCGGCGAUGGAAACGAGAACCCGCGGACAUCUGUCUUUGAAAGGAUAUCUCGCCAGAAAGCUCAAGUUAGUGAGAGACUGGGGAAGAAUCCGGAAAAGGCACCCCAGGGAUGGAUACGACCCCAGGCCAGCCAGAGCCAAGCCAGGAUCCCAGCACCACGACGUCUGGGACCGCCGGUGCCGGAAGCUGGUGAAUUCCAAGAUCUGAGGGAGCAGGUCCAGGAGAUGCAGAGGAAGAUAAACAAGGGUCGAGUAUUCACCACCCGUACGAAUACCCCCUUAGCCCCGGAGAUCUUUGCGGAACCAUACCCGCAGGGAUUCAAGAUGCCUUUUGUUAAGCGUUAUGAUGGGGAGUCAGACCCCCAGGAACACAUAAACAGUUAUGUCCAAGUGAUGAUCGCUGUUGACGCUAGUGACGCACUCAUGCGCCGGUGUUUCUUGCAGACCGUUGAUAGCAAGGUCGCGGAUUGGGUCAACCAUAUCCCUGCCGGAUCGAUCCAGACUUGGGAUGAGUUGGGACUGCGGUUCCUAGAGCAUUUUGCUGGGAACUGUCGUCCCAAAAAGCAUUUCACUCACUUGGCGUCAGUACGACAGAAGCAUGGAGAAUCCUUGAAGAAUUUCCUUAUCCGAUGGAGGAAAGAGUCCAGGGAGGUUGAAGGAACCGAUGAUAAAUCCAGGUUGGCUAUGUUCACGGCGGCAUUACAGGAUGGACUCCUUCACACCGAUCUCACUACUCAUCCCCCGGAUACCUUCGAAGAAGCGAUGGUCCGGGCAGGGAGGUACGUGACCUUGGAGGAAAGGAAGGAGGAGAAGAAGGAGAAGACUCCUAAAGAAGAAGAGAAGACGGGGAAUAAGAAGCCGUUCAAGAAUAAGAAGCAAGGCUUCCCAGACGGCCCAAAGGGUGCAAGUCCUGGGACCUCGGAGAAGCAUAAAUCUGCCAACCCGGUCUUCACAUUGCCAGUGGCUGAGGUCAUGGCCCAUGCUGCACAGCAAGGACUUAUGACUUACCCAACCUAUUCUCAGAAGGUCUGCAAUGUGGAAGACACUGGAAAAUGGUGUGCCUACCAUCGCAAGAAUGAUCACAACACAGAAGAUUGCUACACUCUGAAGAAUGAGAUGGCAAGGCUGAUCCGCCGGGGUCAUCUGAAGAAAUUUGUACAAGAUGGUGACACCAGGAAUCCCGGAAAUGCUCAGAAUGGGAAACGCAGAGAUAAAGAAGUGGCCCAAGAUGAGGCCCGGGAGAAACGCCACAUCGGGCUUGAAGACGAAGAGGAGGAUUCGGAACCCGCACCGCAUCGCCAGAAGAGACACCACGGGUGUAAUUUCAUCAUUGGAUGGAAUACUGGUGGGGACUCGGCCACUAGCCGGAAGAAGUGGGCUAACGCGGCAGUGGUCAACAAGGUGCUGGUCCCAGAAGGUAAGAAGCUGAAAACCGAGCCAAUUGUAUUUUCUAAUGCUGAUCUUCCAAAGACAGGGGUCCCUCAUAGGGACGCCCUGGUAAUUACUAUUGAUAUAAUGGACUUACUGAUCCACAAAACCCUUGUGGAUACAGGAAGCUCCGUUAAUAUCAUGUAUAUGGAUACGUACAAGGCUCUCGGUUUGACAAGAGAUGAAUUAUCACCCAUCAAGACUCCACUAACCGGGUUCACUGGUGACUCUAUUGAACCAGAGGGGGUAAUAACCCUCCCGGUUGAGAUAGGGGAUACUAAGGCGACCCGGAAGCUGGACAUGGAGUUUGUCGUGGUGGGGAUAAUCUCUAGCACGAACAUUAUCUUGGGCAGACCCGGAUUGGAAGAUUUGGAGUGUGUUAUCUCACCUCGUCACCUGUGCAUAAAAUUCCCAACCCCCUAUGGAGUUGGAAUUGCCAGAGGAUCUCAGAGAGUAUCCCGGGCAUGGUAUUUGAAGGCAACCAAACAGCCGGUCAAGUAUGAUACCCAAGUAGGAGAAGUGACUGCGCAACUCCUGAAGGCUGAGGAAAAACGUCCCAGAGUAGAGGUGGCCGGCGACAUUGAAGAAGUAGAAUUGGAGCCAGGCACGCCGGGAAGGUUGGUCAGGAUCGGCAAGGACCUGGGGGCUGAACUCAGAUCACGAGUGAUUUCAGUCCUUAGAAGGUUCAGAAGGGUCUUUGCGUGGAGUCCAGCUGAUAUGCUAGGGCUGGAUCACAAGAUAGCAGUUCAUCGCCUGAAUGUGCUGCCGGAUGCUAAACCAGUGAAGCAGAAACGAAGGCAUUUAUCACAGGAAAGAAGAGAUUUUGUAAAGAAGGAAGUAGCAACCUUGCAGAGCAUUGGGCACAUCCGGGAGGCUCAUCGGAUUAUUGUGCUCACCAAUGAGCCUUUGGCGUCACUUACCAGAAGCCCGGCGGCAUCUGCUCGGAUGACCAAGUGGGCGGUCUUUAUCAGUCAGUACAAUGUGGAGUUUAGGCCGCGCCCAUCCAUCAAGGGGCAAGCACUCGUCGACUUUCAAGUCGAGUGCACUGCUAGAGAAAUGACAAGAGCCCAGGUUGAAACCCGGAUGGAGAGGGACUGGUGGAUAAUGAGCAUCGAUGGAUCUUCUGGGUCUCGAUCUUGCGGAGCAGGUAUCGUCUUGAUCACCCCAGAAAAAUUCCGGAUUUAUCACGCUAUCAGAUUUCAGUUCCGCAUGUCCAAUAAUGAAGCUGAAUAUGAGGCCCUGAUCAAUGGAUUGAAGAUUCUUAGUAAGAUGGGGGUAUCCAGGGUUCAGGUCUACAACGACUCCCGACUAGUGGUGGGACAAAUCACAGGGGAAUUUGAAGCAAAGGAAGAAAGGAUGAAGAGGGCAGCAGAGGCAAAGGCACUGAUGGAGGAAAUUCACGAAGGAGUAUGUGCUGCACAUCAGGGUCCUUAUUCCAUUUCUAGAAGGGCUAUCAUCCAGGGAUACUUCUGGCCAACAAUGAGGAAGGAUUGCGAAGAGUAUGUACGCAAGUGCCCGACCUGCCAACAAUUCCAGAAUAUACCCGGGAGGCCAGCCACGAAUUACACGCCCAUCAGCUCUGUGAUUCCCUUUUCAAGAUGGGGGAUCGAUCUUGUGGGAGCUCUGCCAAAAGGGGCAGGGCAAGCAAGGUGGAUUGUGGUUGCGAUAGACUAUUUCACAAAGUGGGUGGAAGCUGAGCCACUUGCAGGGAUCACCGGAAGGCAGAUGAUUGACUUCGUCGGAACCAAUACACUCUGCAGGUUCGGGGUCCCGAAGCAGAUCAUAUCAGACAAUGGAACCCAGUUUGAGGAAGCCGAGUUUCAAGACUUUCUCAAAACUUGGGGAAUUCAGCACACGAAGGUAUUUGUUGCGUAUCCUCAAGCUAAUGGACAAGUGGAGAAUGUUAACAGAACAAUCAUAGACGGAAUAAAGAAGAAGUUACUUUCAGAAGGAACAAAAUCGGUAGAAGAACUGCCCAGAAUCCUGUGGACGUACAGGACGACUCCAAGGAGAGCCACGGGUGACACUCCUUUUGGCUUGGCUUAUGGUUUUGAAGCCCGGGCUCCCGCUGAAGUAGUAAUCCCCACCAAGAGAGAAAUGGAAUAUGACCCGGAGGUGAACGAACAGAAUCAGGCCGUAGAGCUGAAUUUCGUGGAAGAACGAAGGGAUGAAGCACGUAUCCGAGCAGAGAAUUAUCGUCGCCAGGUGAAAUCUUACUUUGAUAGCAAGGUGAAACCAAGGGCAAUCCAGGUGGGGGAUUACGUUCUGAGGAAACGAGAGAAAAGUCAACCAACUAAGGGUGGGAAGCUAGCUAAGAAGUAUGAAGGACCUUAUAUCAUCAAGGCCGUUGCUCGCCCAGGUACCUACAAGUUGGUGACUCCCAAGGGGAAAGAAAUUGAUAGGACAUGGAAUGUAGAGCACUUGGUCAAAUUUUAUUAGUGAAUCAUUUUGUAAAAAUGCUCUAUUUUUAAUUUAAAAUGUUUGUUUCAAUCAAAUUCUUUUAUAGCCAAGUGCCUUUGCAAUUUCAUUGUUCUAUAGAUUUCUUUAAAAAAAAAAAGGGGGGGGGGGGGNGGAGGUAGAGAAGUUUAUGCCUCCGUCAAAAAUGAAGGAAGGGUUGGGAU